AUGAAGCCCGUUGUCGGUUCCAUGCAAGCAUGGUCUUGCGUCGUCAUCUCGGCAUUCGCGAUCCUCAUCCUUUCGGUCAUCGGCGCCCUGUUUCGAAGCGGACAUCAUGAGAUGACAGGCGAUGUGGAGGACCCUGCGCUCGACGCGCGUGGCGAGAUCGCGGGCACCAUCUUCAUCGCCGUGAUCGUCUAUGCGGGCUUCCUGGUGUUCUGUGGUCUGCAGGGCAUGCUGCACCUGCGGGAGUCGAGAAGGGGCGCCAUUGCGCUGUAG
Neoarthrinium moseri is the source of this 270-nucleotide messenger RNA. RefSeq lists its product as uncharacterized. Lineage: Eukaryota; Fungi; Ascomycota; Sordariomycetes; Amphisphaeriales; Apiosporaceae. The record is from RefSeq and is a predicted model, not a curated record. Bases 1 to 270 code for a protein of 89 amino acids. The transcript is spliced from 3 exons.